UCACGCAAAACACGCGAGACAAUUUCUCUACGCGGCCGCUAAAAUGGCGUCACCGGUCUGGCAGUUCUACCGGGUGUUUGAAAAAGACAUGAAACUUGCAGUUUGCAUGGUGUGCUUAAGGAAAAUCCCUCGUGGAGGAACGCGAGCGAAGAACUUCAACACCACGAACCUCAUCAGACAUUUGAAGGUUAGUCACAUCGCGGAAUAUGAGGAGUUUUCUAAGAUGGCGAGGACUAAAGCGGAGAGGGAGCGCGAGCGUUUAGCAACUCCGCAGCUGUCAGUCACGGAGACCCUGCACCCCCACAGCAAGAACCCCAAAGAAAUAUCCGCCAAAAUUAUGGAAUUCAUCUGCCGGGACCACCAGCCGCUGUCUAUUGUUGAAGGGGAAGGUUUUAGAGAACUAAUAUCCGACUUGGAGCCACGCUACACUCUCCCGGGGCGUAAAUAUUUCACUGACGUGUGCCUGCCGCAGUUAUACCAGUCCGUGUACACCCACGUGCACAGCCUAAUGAAGCACGACAUCACAACAAUGAGUUUCACAGGGGACAUCUGUUGUUCCAGUGUAUGCCCCAUGUCCAUGUUGAGCCUAACUGCCAGGUUUAUUGACCCGAGCUUCGCGCUGCACGACGUUGUUCUCCACUCUCGAGAGUGUUCAGGCUCUCCCACAGCGGAGGCUCUCCCUGCUGCGUUCAGGGACAUGCUCCGCGCAUGGGGAAUCCCGAAGGAAAAAGUGCACGUUAUUCUCAGGGCUGAUGACAGGGACAUGGAAAAGGCCUUGAGGGAUGAGGAUUUACCCAGCCUGCCUUGCAUGGCGCAUACACUCCAGCUCGCUGUGUCCGAGGAGUUUUUAUCACAGCGCAGCAUCACUGAUAUAAUAACCUCUGGUAGAUGCAUUGUCAGUCAUUUCAAACACUCCCAGCUGGCUUACUCCAGACUUGAAAGUAUUCAGAAACAGCUGGACCAGCCUAUGAAAAGGCUGCAGCAGGAUGUGCCCACCAGGUGGAACAGUACUUUAUAUAUGCUCCAGAGUCUACUGGAACACAAACGUGCCCUGUGUGCUUAUGGAGCUGACUACGACUUGCCUUCCAUGUUCACCGGCAGCCAGUGGAAAUUGGUGGAAAAUGUGAUUUCCCUGCUCGCCCCCUUCGAAGAGCUCAGGCAACAGAUCAGCUCACCGACGGCAUCGGCUGCAGAUGUUAUACCCUCCAUCAGAGCUUUAACUCGCCUCCUCGAGAAAACGGAAGAGACUGACCAUGAUGUGAAAACAUUGAAAGCCACGUUGUUGGAAGCGGUCCAGAAGAAAUUCAGUGACCUUGAAUCUGAGCGCCUGUAUACCAUCGCUGCUGUCCUCGAUCCGAGGUACAAAGACAGAUAUUUCACCAACACACUGAAGCAACAGAUACGUGGGCUGCUGUGUGACGUCCUGUCCUCCGGACUGAAGCGGGAGCAUUGUGAGGAGAGUUUGACAGCGUGCAGCUUCGAGCCCCCAGAGAAAGUUCCACGAGCCGGCUCUUUGCAUGCUAUGUAUGCUGAGCUGUUGGAUGAAAAUGGAAGACAAGGUGGCGGCGACGGCAACCCAACAUCCUCGGAGAUGAACCUCUACUUAUCGGAGCCGGUUAUCCCGCGAAGUGAACACCCGCUUGUUUUUUGGCAGGACAAUAAAAGCCGCUUUCCCGUCCUCGCACAAGCGGCACGAGCCUACCUCUGUGCACCGUGCACAAGCGAGGACAGCGAGCAACUUUUCAGCACAGCGGCGAACAUUGUAGACGACGAGAGGAACAAGCUGACUGCCGAAAAUGCAGAGAUGCUUAUAUUUAUAAAGAAAAAUAUGUCGUUGAUGCUUAACAAGUAAUCUUGGAGAGAUGAGUCGCACUGAUAUCUGAUCCUCUCUGCGCCUCUGUUUCCUGUUGAGAAGGAGACCGCGGGCGAUAAAGAGCAGAGAGCACUUCAUCGCCCUUCAACACCUUCAACUCUCAGAGGCAGAGAAACAACAAGCACUGAAACUGUAUUUAUGCUUUAGCCUGUUUUUGUUUUUAUUCAGAUUUUAUAUAUUUUAUUCCACAGGAAAGAUAUAUUUGUUGAACUCUAAGCUGCUCUUCGUGCCGUCUUAAGUAAUUGACAAGUGUUGGAGUCUAAAGAUGUUAUUGUGUUAUAUAAAUGUAAUUCAUGAGGCUGUAAGAGUUUAGUUUCUCUAAUCCUCAGGUUACUGUUGAUCAUAAAAACAAAACACUUAUGAAAUAAUGUACAUCUGACAGGAGACACGAUUUCAGAUAAUAAAUAAUAUAUAAAUGAUAUAAGUGUG
Molecule: messenger RNA, 2302 nt
Organism: Cottoperca gobio
Lineage: Eukaryota; Metazoa; Chordata; Actinopteri; Perciformes; Bovichtidae
Product: zinc finger BED domain-containing protein 4
Exons: 2
Coding region: 44-1852 (602 amino acids)
Molecular function (GO): DNA binding; protein dimerization activity
Source: RefSeq, a predicted model, not a curated record